CAAAAACUUAGUCUUUGUCAUCAUAUUUGUGUUUAUAUUUAUCGGUUUGAACUGAUCUCUGGUUUUGGAAUGGAUAUCAGAACAUUCGUUUUCAGUUCACAUCCAAAAUUUAAUCCAGAUGUGUAAAUAAAGUUUUAUUGUUUUCAUUACAUCCCUUAUGGUUGAUUUCAAACUUUGCAAUCACUGGAAAGGAUAGAGAAUAGUGCUAAAAUGACUAUUAAUAGGGGCUUGCAGGGGAUUUUUGGCAAUUAAUUUUAAGUAUUACUUACUCCAGAGAUUUCUUUUGAUUCUGAUAUGCUGGUCACUCUCCUAUUUGACUCUUGUAUACUGAAGAAUUUGUUGUUUCCAUAAACUCUUUGUACCGAUCAUAUAUAUUAAUUUUGGUUUGGGAUAGCAAAAGUAUCAGUAGAAAAAAUGGAGAUAACUAAUGUUUCUGAAUACGAGGCCAUUGCAAAGGAGAAAUUGCCCAAGAUGGUUUAUGACUACUAUGCCUCAGGAGCAGAGGACCAGUGGACUCUUAAGGAGAAUCAAAAUGCAUUUUCUAGGAUUUUGUUCCGACCGCGCAUUCUUAUUGAUGUUAGCAAGAUUGACAUGACCACCACCGUCUUGGGUUUCAAGAUUUCAAUGCCUAUCAUGAUUGCUCCAACUGCUAUGCAGAAAAUGGCUCACCCUGAAGGAGAAUAUGCAACAGCCAGAGCAGCUUCAGAUGCAGGAACAAUUAUGACACUAUCCUCGUGGGCUACUUCCAGUGUUGAGGAGGUUGCUUCAACAGGACCUGGCAUUCGCUUUUUCCAACUCUAUGUAUACAAAGACAGGAAUGUUGUUGCACAGCUUGUGAGAAGAGCUGAAAGGGCUGGUUUCAAGGCAAUUGCCCUUACUGUGGAUACUCCAAGACUUGGCCGCAGGGAAGCUGAUAUCAAGAAUAGAUUUACUUUGCCACCAUUUUUGACUUUGAAGAACUUUGUGGGUUUGGACCUCGGCAGAAUGGAUAAGGUAAGUGAUAUAUGUCUGAUAAAUCUCAGUUCUAAUCAUCCAUUUACUUUGCCUGUUUGUUCACCUAAUGGUGAGAUUGUCUUACAGACCAAUGACUCUGGGCUAGCUUCGUAUGUUGCUGGCCAAAUUGAUCGGACACUUAGCUGGAAAGAUGUAAAGUGGCUUCAGACAAUCACAUCUUUGCCAAUUCUAGUUAAGGGUGUCAUUACUGCUGAGGAUGCAAGGCUAGCUAUACAAGCGGGAGCUGCAGGAAUCAUUGUGUCCAAUCACGGAGCUCGCCAGCUUGAUUAUGUACCGGCAACUAUUAUGGCUUUGGAAGAGGUCGUUAAAGCUGCACAAGGCAAAGUUCCGGUUUUCCUUGAUGGAGGGGUUCGGCGUGGAACUGAUGUCUUCAAGGCGUUGGCUCUGGGAGCAUCUGGAAUAUUUAUUGGAAGGCCAGUAGUAUUUUCAUUAGCUGCUGAAGGUGAAGCUGGUGUUAGGAAAGUGCUUCAGAUGCUACGCGAUGAAUUGGAGCUGACAAUGGCAUUAAGUGGCUGUCGCUCACUAAAGGAGAUCACCCGAAACCACAUUGUAACCGAUUGGGACCAACCUCGUGUUGUCCCCAGGUUAUAAAGUGCUGGUCUCCCUGUCAAAUUGCGCAUUGCAAAUGCCCGAAGUUUCUAAGACCCUAUCUUGUCCAUCAGAAUAACUUGAUUAUUAUCCCAGAUUUAGUGCUUCAUAUGUACUAAAUGUUUUGAAGAAUUUAGCUUUUGUAAUGACAAUAGAAUUACCGACGAUUAAUCCAUACCAUCUUUCAUUA
Messenger RNA from Durio zibethinus, 1792 nucleotides. The record is from RefSeq and is a predicted model, not a curated record. NCBI's taxonomy places the organism in Eukaryota, Viridiplantae, Streptophyta, Magnoliopsida, Malvales, Malvaceae.